AUGCUGCCGCUGUUGAAUGCGGAGUGGGAGGAGGAGCUGGCGCAGGCGCAGGAGGCGCACUCGAGUGGGGGCGCCGAGGGGAAGGGGCGCGGGGCGGUGGUGGCGAACUUGAAGUGCGUCGGGGCGGAAGGGGGUCUUUUGGGGAGGUCUCUCCUGACGUUCGUCGCGAACAAGGGCGACGGCGCGAACCCGAUUCCUCCGCACAAGCUCUCGCAGAACGACAUGGUCGACGUGAGGCCGUCGAAGGGAGCGGCGGCAGGCCCGCCCACGGCCAGCGGCGUCGUUUACCGGAUCACAGAGCGAACGAUCGUCGUCGCGGUCGACGCCCUCCCCGACGAGGGCCUCAACGUUCCGCUGCGCCUAGAGAAGCUCGCGAACGAGGUCACGCACCGCCGGCUGAAGGACACGCUGACACAGCUGACUCAGGCCGCGGCGUCCGGCACCGCGAGCGCGAGCCCGGGCGCGCACCUCAUCGACAUCGUCUUCGGCGGCGCCGUGCCGCGCUUCCACGAAGCUCCGCUCGAAUGGGAGCCCAUCGACCGCGGGCUGGACGACUCGCAAGUGAAGGCGGUGGGGCGUGCUCUCGCUGCGCGCGACGUGGCGCUCAUCCACGGCCCGCCCGGCACGGGCAAGACGACCGCCGUCGUGGAGGUCAUCAAGCAGGAGGUCGCGCGCGGGCGCCGGGUCCUCGCGUGCGCGGCCAGCAACAUCGCUGUCGACAACAUCGUCGAGCGCGUCGCCGCCCCGGCGCCAGGCGGGGCGUCCGAGGGAGCGCCGCUGGUGGUGCGCGUCGGGCACCCCGCGCGGCUGCUGCCGCAGGUGCUGUCCUGCUCGCUGGAGGCGCACGUGCUGCGGUCGGACAACAGCGCGUUGGCCCAGGACUGUCGGCGUGAAAUUCGAGAGCACUCUGCGGCGCUGAGCAAGCUCGAGGGCUGGAAGCGGGCGGAGCGGGGGAAGCUGCAGGCCGAGCUCCGGCGGCUCGCGCGGGAGGAGCGGAAGAGGCAGGAGGCGGCGGUGGAGGAGGUGCUGAGGAAGGCUGACGUCGUGUGUUGUACCUUGACAGGGCUCCACGUGCGACACAUGAGGAACCUGGUGUUUGACGUGUGCAUCGUCGACGAGGCCGCGCAGGCCCUGGAGGUCGCGACGUGGGGGGCCCUGUUGCGCGCGCCCCGCGCCAUCCUCGCGGGCGACCACCUCCAGCUGCCGCCGACGGUCCUCAGUCCUCAGGGCGAGGCUGGCGGGCUCGGGUGCACGCUCUUCGAGCGCCUCAUCGCGCUGUACGGGGAGUCGGGGGUGUCUGAGAUGCUCCUGACUCAGUACCGGAUGCACGCCGACAUCAUGCAGUGGUCGUCCGGCGCCCUGUACGAAAACAAGCUCGAGGCGCACCCCUCCGUCGCCGCGCACAAGCUCGAGGACAUCGCACCCCGGGCGGCGGCGGACGGGGGCGACGAACCGUUUCCCGCCCUGAUGCUUGUCGACACCGCGGGGUGCGACAUGUGGGAGGCGGAGGGCGAGGGCGGGUCGUGGCGGAACGACGGCGAAGUGGAGGUCGUGCUGGCGCUGCUCGACCGCCUCGACGCCGCGGGCGUCGCCGCCAGCCGCGUCGGCGUGAUUUCGCCCUACUCCGCGCAAGUCGGGGCGCUGCGGGAGGCGAGGGGGGAGCGGUACGAGGGCGUCGAGAUCAGCACGGUGGACGGCUUCCAGGGGCGCGAGAAGGAGGCGAUCAUAAUAUCUGCCGUGCGGUCGAACGAUCGGCGGGAGGUCGGGUUCUUGUCGGACAAGCGGCGUAUGAACGUUGCCGUCACGCGCGCGCGGCGUCACUGCUGCCUCAUCUGCGACUCGGAGACGCUGUCGUCCGACGCGUUCCUCGCGCAGCUCGUGCAGCACUUCGAGGAGCACGGGACCGUGAGCACCGCGGAGGAGUUCGCACAGGGUUGGAGCUGA
This is a messenger RNA of Pedinophyceae sp. YPF-701, 1944 nucleotides long. Lineage: Eukaryota; Viridiplantae; Chlorophyta; Pedinophyceae. The record is from the annotation of a GenBank genome assembly.